This is a messenger RNA of Leptinotarsa decemlineata (Colorado potato beetle), 631 nucleotides long. RefSeq names its product ATP-binding cassette sub-family C member 4. Gene Ontology annotation, molecular function: ATP hydrolysis activity; ABC-type transporter activity; ATP binding. Gene Ontology annotation, biological process: transmembrane transport. Gene Ontology annotation, cellular component: membrane. NCBI's taxonomy places the organism in Eukaryota, Metazoa, Arthropoda, Insecta, Coleoptera, Chrysomelidae. The record is from RefSeq and is a predicted model, not a curated record.
UUCUGGUAAUGUCUGGAAGUCUGGUAAAUAUCAGUGUUACAAAUCCGUAUAUGAUUAUUGCAAUGGUGAUAUUGGGAAUAUUUUUCCUGAAGAUUCGUGAAUGGUUUGUAACUAUAGCAAUGGAUAUCAAACAUCUAGAAUCUUCAUGUAAGUCACCAGUUUUUUCACAAGUUAGCUCUACACUGAAUGGAAUAGCUACCAUAAGAGCAUCUAAAACAGAAGACAUUUUGAUACAAGAGUUUGAUGAUCAUCAGGAUGUUCAUACGUCAGCUAGCUUCUUGACACUAGCGUGUACAUCCUGUUUUGGCCUAUGGUUGGACAUUGUGUGUAUAUUCUUCACAGCGUGUGUAUCAUUCAGCUUUGUGUUUAUGUAUACAUGGAAAACUAUGGGAAACCUGAGAAAGCACUCUGAUGUUCGCCUUGUCACGAGUUGGGAUGAGCGAUAUGGUGCCGAAACCAGAAUCUCCAAUCCUCGGUUCAAGACUUUGACUUUCUUCGAUGAAAAUUUGACUUCCAUUGAAUUGGAAAAAUUCAAAAUAUCCUUCAACAAACCUAUAUAUGUUGGAAUGGUAGUACUGGAUUUGGCAAAGUUGACCACAUAUAAUUUCCAUUAUGAGUACAUGGCUCCUAG